Molecule: messenger RNA, 1430 nt
Organism: Raphanus sativus (radish)
Lineage: Eukaryota; Viridiplantae; Streptophyta; Magnoliopsida; Brassicales; Brassicaceae
Product: pentatricopeptide repeat-containing protein At2g27800, mitochondrial
Exons: 2
Coding region: 48-1298 (416 amino acids)
Molecular function (GO): protein binding
Source: RefSeq, a predicted model, not a curated record
UAUUACAGUGUUUUCUGGGAGAUUCUUUAGCAGAAGCUAAAGAGAAAAUGGCUGCAACUAGGUCUGCGUUUAUGUCCUCCAUCUUCAGAAUCGCUACUGCUCGAACCUUGAUCUCACCCGAAUCCAGAACCUCCUUCACAAACCCUAUCUCUCUUCUCCAGUCCCGAAUCGAAGUUUCCAUCCCGAGAAGCUUCCACAGUUUCAUUGCUUCCACCGUGUUUGGCUCUACACGCAUCUCUGUUUCCGUUUCUAUGUCAUACUCAACGACACUCCCUACCCGCUCACUCAGAAGAAGAAUCAGCAAAAGAAACAACCCAAAACCCGUUCUCGACGAAUCCAAGUUCCGAGAAUCCGUCUCGAAUCUCCCGCCGAGAUUCACACCCGAAGAGCUCGCCGACGCCAUCACCCUCCAAGAAGACCCGUUGGUGUGUUUCCACCUCUUCAACUGGGCCUCGCAGCAGCCGAGGUUCAACCACGAGAACCCUACUUACCACGCAGCCAUCAGGAAGCUCGGAGCCGCUAAAAUGUACAAAGAGAUGGACGACGUCGUGAACCAGGUCCUCUCCGUCCGCCACGUAGGCAACGAGAAUCUUUACAAUUCAAUCUUGUACUAUUUCACGAAAGCCGGGAAGCUGAUACGCGCGGUUAAUAUAUUCAGACACAUGACGACUAGUAAGAAUUUGGAGUGUAGACCGACGAUCAGGACGUAUCAUAUCCUCUUCAAGGCCCUGUUGGGUCGAGGGAACAACAACUCUUACACGAGCCAUAUGUAUAUGGAGACGAUACGGUCAUUGUUCAGGCAGAUGGUGGAUAGCGGGAUCGAACCGGACGUGUUCGCUCUCAACUGUUUGGUCAAAGGCUACGUGCUCUCGCUCCACGUCAAUGAUGCUCUUAGGAUAUUUCAUCAGAUGAGUGUGGUUUAUAGUUGCCAGCCGAAUUCGUUUACUUAUGAUUAUCUGAUACACGGGCUGUGUGCUCAGGGGAGGACCAAUAAUGCUAGAGAGUUGCUUGAUGAGAUGAAAGGGAAAGGUUUUGUUCCUAACGGGAAGUCUUAUAACUCUCUUGUUAAUGCUCUUGCGCUUGGAGGUGAGGUCGAUGAUGCGGUGAGUUGUUUGUGGGAGAUGGUUGAGAGUGGGCGAGUGGUUGAUUUGAUUACGUAUAGAACGCUUGUCGCUGAGAGCUGCAGGAAUGGGAAGCACGAUGAAGCGAGGAGGCUGUUGGGUACGUUGAGAGAGAGAAAGCUUGUGGACAGAGAUUCUUAUGACAAGCUUAUGAAUGUUCUUCGAAAGGAUUUGUAGAUGUGUGUUCUAGUUUUGAUGUAAUAUCGAAAAUUUUGGUGAAAUUUAUUUAUUUAUUUAUGCAAGUAACUAAAACAUAAUUAUAAAUUCAAGAGAGGAAAUAUAUUUAAUGCUAGUUAAAAGUUAAAACUA